AUGUCACUCCCGCAAGCACCCAAGGAUAUUUCGACCAAGCCGAAGGCCGGUGCGGUCACUGACCCGGUCAACAAGCAACUCAAGAAUGAGGAUAUCGAUAGGAAGGUUCGCCUCUACGGCGUCAUCUCCGCCUUCCGCGAGGGCCGCAUGCCCUCGAACAAGCAGAUCGACGCCGCCUUGAAGUACACCAUCAACAACACCCCCUUCCCCGUUGAGAAGCUCUCGCCGGAGGGCAAACGUCUCGUUGAGGAUAGCCGCAGCAUCGUCGAGACCGCGCGGCUGAUUGUGCAGGAGAAGAACGCGGACGAGAUCUUCCAGGAGUUCGUUUGGAACACCCGCGACGUCGAUGUCGCGAGCAAGGCGCGCACCACGGACGCGCCUGUUGGCAAAGACCAGGUGAAGGAGGACAGCCAGACGGCCGCGCACCACCUCCGCACGCUUAUGUCGCUCAUCCUCACCAACUCUGAGGUCCGCAAGCUCCUCAGCGACUUCGGUACCAUCGGCCGCGACGUCCUCGCGAAGGGCGCCUCCGAGGCUGCCGGCAAGCUCCGCCCCAGCGAAGACGAGCUUGCCCGCGUCGAUGAGCCCGCGCCCGAGGGAGAUUUCAAGUCCCGCGAGCAGCUCGAGGAGGAGAAGCAGCGCUUGAAGGAGGCGAAGGAGCAGGCGAAGGCGACCGCGAGCCAGGCUAAGGCGUCCGCCGACCAGGCGCAGGCGCAGGCGAAGCUGUACAGCCACGACGAGCGCCCGGUGAUGAACAUGUCUGCUGGCGCGCCGGCUGACUUCGAGACUUACGAGGAGCAGACCUUCUCUUCGUCUGACUCCAGCGAGUUCUCGCCCAUCACCGAUGCCAACGGCACCCAGAAGUCGCGCGGCAUGAUGAACAAGGCGAAGGGCUUCCGCGACGGCAUGCUCGCGAAGAUCCCCGGCCAGCAUAAGGACAAGGCCCGCGAGCAGGUCGACCGCGGCAAGGACUUCAUCGACGACUACUUCCCGCAGGAGCGUCGCGACCAAUACAUCUACCGCAUGAAGAAGGUCAUCGUCGAGUGCCAAAGCCACGACGACUACCAGGAGUCGAUCACCUGGCUCCUCGACGCCAUCUCGACCUACUUCCAGCACAGCAAGGAGAUUGGCAAGCAGCACGCGAAGCACACGGCGAAGGCAUCGAAGAACGACGGGUCCCUCAACGAGGCGUGGGGCCAACUUCGCCUGCUCCUCGAGCGCUUUGCGAACGGCGUCAGUAUGGACAUCAUCUUUGACGCGGCGAACGCGCUCGCGGAGGAUGCGCGCAGUGACCCGGCGCUUGAGCAGUGGUUGGAAAACGCAAACGCGUACAUUCGCAAGUUACUCCUCCAGCCCGGCUUCGUGCUCAAGGACGAGUGCAAUGAGGAGGCCGCUGAGCUCCGCAAGACCGGUCAGGUCUUCUUCGAGGAUAAGUACAAGGGCCACUUCGACAACUUCUUCCAGUCGAUCGCCACCUUUGGCCGCGGCAUGGGCGAGGACCCGCUCAACGUUCGCUUCGGUCAGGACUGGGCGCGCCUCACCAAGGACCUCCUCUUCGACUCCGAGGGCCGCCUCGCCUUCAAGUCCGAGCUCUGGGCCGACAUCCGCCACACAAUCCUGCCCAACGUCGUUGACAAGAUCGGUUACGUUCCCAUCCCGCGCAUUGAGUACACCGACGACGCGUUCGACGUCGUCAUUGAGAACCUCGUGCUCUCGGGCCGCAACCUUUUCCCCAACAUCAUCGAGGUUCGCGCCAACAACUACUUCAAGUACAGCCCCUAUGCCAGCAUCAAGGAUGAGGGCAAGCACGAGUUCACGCUCGGCUUCAGCCAGGUGCAGGCCGACCUCCGCGACGUCGCCUUCUACUUCAGCAAGAAGUCCGGCUUCCCCACCAUCUCCGACUCCGGUCUCGCCGACAUCGUGCUCGGCGGCGAGGGCCUCAAGGCAACAGUUGUCGUCACCAACACGAAGGACAAGUCGUCGGUCCUGAAGGUCAAGUCCGUAAAGGUGAAGGUCGACAGCCUGAAGUUCAGCAUCCGCGACUCGAAGCACGACCUGCUGUACAAGACACUGAAGCCGCUGGUCAUGGGGCUGGUGAAGAAGCAGAUUCAGAAGGCGGUGGCGGACGCGAUUCGCACGGGAAUGGAGUACGUCGACGGGCAGCUCGUGAGCGUGCGCGACCGCAUGAACGAGGCGAAGGCGUCUGAGAACGAGACGCGUAUGGAUGCGCUGAAGGAGAUGGUGCAGACCAAGAAGCAGGAGGCCGAUGCGAAGAGCACCGCGACGAAGCAGAGCAACGCGCAGUUCAAGAUGCCGACAAGCAAGAAGACGUCGCUGUUGCCCACGAAGGGCCGUCCCGACGGCAUCGUCAACGGCAUGGACAAGCGCGAGGAGCUGGCCAACCGGGGCAAGAAGUGGCGCUCGGACGCGUUCACCAUCGCGUAG
Messenger RNA from Schizophyllum commune H4-8, 2445 nucleotides. RefSeq lists its product as uncharacterized. Gene Ontology annotation, molecular function: lipid binding. The transcript has 11 exons. The coding region runs from base 1 to 2445 and encodes 814 amino acids. Lineage: Eukaryota; Fungi; Basidiomycota; Agaricomycetes; Agaricales; Schizophyllaceae. The record is from RefSeq and is a predicted model, not a curated record.